Molecule: messenger RNA, 1905 nt
Organism: Amoebophrya sp. A25
Lineage: Eukaryota; Dinophyceae; Syndiniales; Amoebophryaceae
Source: the annotation of a GenBank genome assembly
AGGAUUUUCCAGAAAUUUUUUCAGUUUUCGGAGAAAGCCAGGAAUAGACAAAAAUGCGGGUUACGACCUUGAAUCCGCGUUGGCCCGAUUCAGGGGUUUUUUAUGAUGGGGGUCACUUGCCGAUUUUGCGGAAUCCGCGUUGGGAGUCGACGGAAGCUCAUUUCAAUUUUUGUCGUCUCAUAGGCGUGCAUGUGGUGGAGCACUGCUAUGCGGACCAGAGAAACAGUAAGUUCACAGCCUUGAUGCCACUUACCGCAGAUUUCAAAUCUUUCAAAAAACGUCUCGAAGGGUUGAUCCGGAUGCACAGGACACUGACUACUGAUCCCGAGUGGUGCAUGGCCUUGAAGGAUGUUUUUCCAGAAACUGCUCAUUUGCAUGGCCUUGUGCGUCACGUACCAAGGUACGAGUGGAAUCGUUUUGACACCGGUACUCGGUCGAGCGUCGAUUAUUUGCAAAGGGGGUUGUUCGAAAAACCAGCUGCGGCAGGAGACGAGGAGUAUCGGCAAUAUCGUGAUGGGGUCGAUGGAUGGGGAGGCAAGUUUGCCAGAUACAUUUUUUCUAAGUACGACGAAAUGAAGAUGGACCUGCACGAAGCAGCCGACACCAAUGCUGACACAGAGGAGCUGGCGUCUGAGCCCGUCGUGGUCUGGGGCGUACGAGGGUUCGCGCCAGAUGUUCGUGCAACGCGCGGCCACAGGCAAGCUUUCGACUUUGACGCCGGGUGGGCGCAAACCGGAAGGAAGUGUACGAGUCAAGCGAAACUGAAAGGCGAGGCCCCGAAGAGAACUGCUGGAACCGAUCCACUGGCGAGGAGGAAAUUGGACUCCGAGGACACGUGGAAGGAGUUUGCAAGCGUGGGGCCACAGUUUCUGUCGCGUCACUUCGCUCAGGUUGCCGAAGCCUACGGGGGUCACGAGGCAGUGGCGCGAAUUUGUUUUAUUGAUGGUCUGCAGGAAGUCCGUGACCCGCUCAAUACUGUCAUCGCGGCGAGCGAAAGAGAGGAGAACUGUUCGCUUAAGCAGGAUUUAAUACGAAUGUUGGCGCCUCCGGAAGAAGAUGAUCGCCAAGAAGCAUGGCAUUAUCUUCGACGUGGCGUUGAAAGCAGUCCCUACCAUGCGACUAAAGAGUUGUGGAGAGUGUACAAGAAUGCGAAUGAUGUAUCUCACCCAUACGUAAACGUGAAGUAUUGUCUCGCGUCGCAAUUCGAGCAAUAUGUCAGUUGCGCGAGCUUUCAUGCCGCAAAAGCAGGUACCGAAGCGAGCAAGUUCGGAUCGCUAGCUGUGUCCGAUAAGGAACGUACUGUUGUGCAACCGAAAUAUUUGUGGCGCUGGGACGGGCGUAGCGAGGACGGGUAUGGAGCAUGGAUGUUGAAUGUCACGAGGGUCUGCGCCGCGCCAAUUUGCGCAUCAAAGGCUGAGGGUGUGUGUGCCCCUGACGUCGAUGAUCUCGAGAUGUUUCCGCCCUUGGGGCUUAAAGUUAUUAAAUGAUUUUGUUUCGAAUUUGAAUAUAGUAUGUGUUGUGGACACUAGAAGACCUCAUUAGUAAGUAGCAUCUUGUGGGUAUCGCUAAGGUACGAUUUAUCAGUUUACUAGGUCUGGUCAAUUGUUUCAAUGAUGGUUGAAUUAUGAGUUGCACGUCUGUGCAUUCAGUUGGGGCCCGCUUCGUCGAAUGUGAGUAUCUUCAAUCUGACGCCUCAUUCUCUGGUCGUCUAGUCUGCAAGAUAGGUGGAACACCAAAUCCAGCAACUUAUUGUUGCUCUCAUUCCUUUACGUUCCAUCCAAGGCUACCUCUUUGCUCUGUAAGCAUGCUACGAUGCGCCGAUCUUCGCGAUGGUGGGUCAGCCAGAGCCAAAUGAUCUAACGGUCUGUAUAAUUGUGAAAAAGAUCAUAUGAAUCGAUCGCAAAU